Molecule: messenger RNA, 630 nt
Organism: Phanerochaete carnosa HHB-10118-sp
Lineage: Eukaryota; Fungi; Basidiomycota; Agaricomycetes; Polyporales; Phanerochaetaceae
Exons: 4
Coding region: 1-630 (209 amino acids)
Source: RefSeq, a predicted model, not a curated record
AUGUAUCUGGCGGAGGAUCAGCUGGACCUAAUCGAGAAGGAGAAGGUCACGCCGCCGCAAUCUCCAGACUGCCCUCGGCGCCGCUCAGAUGAUCGUCUCCAAGCGUCACCGUUUCCAAUAGGCGCCUCCUCUCUCUCUCAGGGCGCGAACUCAAAGGCCGCUGGACCUGCGCGAUUAUCCACGUCAUUGAGCUUAAAAUCACGUCCACAACCUGUAAAGUCGCCUCGCAACGGACACCCAGCCGCGGACGGCUCCCUUGAACCUUCCGCCUCUGUUUUCGACAACACCGAGCUCGCGCUGCACACCGACUGGCUCUUCUUUCUCCCAUGGAAUAUCCUUGUCUCGGCUUCCUUCCAGCUCCUCAAGUCGCCCACUUCAUCAACGUCCAAGGCAGCCCUCCAAUCGACAGUUCAUCUCCAGGUCGUUGACUCUCUGAGCUCUACCACUACCCGCCUUCGCGCAAGUCUUCCGCGCACGUCCCCCAAGCUCGCGAGCGUAUUCAACGAUUCACAGCCGCCACGACCUACGAUGGAAGCCUCAACACCGCGCAACCCGGUUUCAGUCGCCAUACUCCGUCUCCUCAUCAUCGCCACUCCUCCACCGAAUGAUCUUCCGAAGGCGGCGUGGUAG